AUGUCAUCGUUGCUGCACCGCGAGGCUAUUACUGCUACGUACGAGAAUAUUGCAGGACUAUUAAAAGACUAUCUAAUGAAGCCGGUUCAAUCUCAAGCUUUCUCAACGCAAAUCCGGACACCCACUCAAUGUCAGACAGUUUUGACGACGAACCGACUUUUCAUCCUCAGGUCUUCUCGCAUGCCCCCUCAGUUUCCAUAUCAUCCGCUUCAGCUUCAUCAUCUUGCAUCUCUCAUACCACCGCGCCCAAUCACGUCGAAUUCUCAAACUGGACCCUCCCGGUCGCGUGGGAAGACAAAGCAACGGUUGGAAACAAAACAAGUUGGGAUCGAGCCUUACACUGAGUAUGGAAACGAUGAUCUUAUGCAAAGAACAGCGAAGACAGGAAUGAGAAUGUAUGCCAACAAUAAUUUCAGGUUACAAAGCGGACUAUUAUAUCUACUGCAUGUAGGACUCGGAGUGAGCGCGUGGGUUCAUAAUCAUGGUGAUGAUGCUAUAGUGAUGGGUGAGAAUAAACAGGAAGCACGCCAUGAAUUGUCAUGGAUGAAAAUAUAUACCAAAGAUGCGUAA
Messenger RNA from Paraglomus brasilianum, 570 nucleotides. The record is from the annotation of a GenBank genome assembly. Lineage: Eukaryota; Fungi; Glomeromycota; Glomeromycetes; Paraglomerales; Paraglomeraceae.